This is a messenger RNA of Prunus persica (peach), 2158 nucleotides long. RefSeq names its product F-box/FBD/LRR-repeat protein At4g26340. Lineage: Eukaryota; Viridiplantae; Streptophyta; Magnoliopsida; Rosales; Rosaceae. The transcript has 4 exons. The record is from RefSeq and is a predicted model, not a curated record. Gene Ontology annotation, molecular function: protein binding.
CUAGCAAUUGCAAACAUAAACAGUUUCAAAAAUAAAAAGUUUUUUUGGCAGAGUCAAAUUUAUUUAUUUUAAUACAAGUGACUGUCUAAACUAUAAGGAGAAUAGUAAUUUCUCAUACAGUAGCACUACUCUGGUGUAGUAAAUUUUAAACCUAAAACCAACAGUCCGCAAUCUACUGAGCUAGACUCUGUUUACACAGUCAAAUUUAUAUUUUGUCCAGAAAAAUUUCUCAAAGAAAAAGCAGGUUCCGACAACAACAACAACCAAAAAAAAACAAAAAAACAAAAAAAAAGCCCAAGAGGCUAGGCCCCUCCGUCUGGAUCCCACAUCAACCAAAGAAACCAAAAGGUAAUUUAAAAAAAAAUUAAUAAUAAAUUAAACCAAAAAAUUAAAAAAAGAGAGAGAAUGAGCAAUAGGGUGAGUUUUCUGAAAGAAGCCUGGAACGUUCGCACUUCAUGGUUGCGGCAGAGACUGCUAAAACGCUGUCGUUUCGAUGCUCCUCUUGUUCUCAUUAGCUUUUCCCGUGGUUUCUCAACGACCAAUCACUGCUUUUAUUCUUCGCUUCCAGUAGUGUACUACUGGACCAUCUCACAACGUUUCAGUGACAAAAAUGGGUUCGCAGUCAAAGCCUCUCAUACUGGCAAAGAAGCCAAAGCCGCAAGCAGUAGUUACAGAUAGGAUCAGUGAAUUACCUGAUGCAGUUCUUUGUCACAUACUUUCCUUCCUUCCAACGAAACUUGCUGUGAGAACCAGCAUUCUGUCUACAAGAUGGAAGAACAUAUGGGCUUCUGUUCACAAUCUAGACUUCGACGACGAAUACGAUCCCUGGAUAGAGAGGGAUGACUCUUUCUCAAUGUUUGUCGACCGUGUACUUUCCUUUCGUGGCUCAGCCGACAUUCAUAAGUUUCGUCUUCAUUGUUCCGGUGUUGAGGAUUUCUCUCGUAUUGAUGGUUGGAUUCGCACUGCUAUUGACCGUAAUGCUGUUGAAUUUGAUCUUCGUGUUUACUCCUAUUCCGAUUUCCAGAUUUUUGAGUUGCCUCAAAGCUUAUUCAUGUCCAAAACACUGGUGGUUUUGAAGCUAAAUUCAGAUUGUCUUAGAUAUGUUCCUCCUAAGUCAGGGUGUUUCCCAAGUCUCAAGUUCCUCCAUGUUACAGGCGAUUAUCCUGAUGAUGAAUCAAUAGAAAAGUUAUUUUAUUGCUGCCCUGUACUUGAAGAUUUGACUAUAGAUGGAGUUGUUAGACAUGAUGCAGAUGUUUACAUCUCUGCGCCUGAAUUGAAGACGUUAAGAAUAAGUUUAAGUGGUGAAGAUUUUUCUACUCAGAACAGUUUUUCUAUAAAUGCUCCAAAGCUUGAAAAACUUGAUGUCAUGGAGAAUAGUUUGUCAAAUUACAUUGUGAAGAAUCCGAAGUCCCUGGUCAAAGCCAUUGUUAAUCUCUAUUCACAUUAUUCAUGUUUACAAUGUGACUUCUCUAAGUUUUCAAGUGCGCUUCUGGCAGGAAUUUCCUGACUUAGUUUAUGUUUGAUCAAUACUUUAUCUUUCACAAAGGCUUGUAGUGUGCCUGCUUUUGAUAAUUUGAGCGAAUUGAAGCUGGUUCUUCAUAAUUGCGACAAUUGGGAAUUGCUAACAGAGCUGCUCAAGAGAUCACCUAAUUUGGAGUAUCUUGUCUUAGAACAUAAUGAAGUUGCGUGUACUAUAUACUCGGACGAUGAAGAAUACUUUGCGGAAUACUUCGACCAUGAAUGGAAUACACCAGAGACCGUGCCUGUUUGUUUGUCCGCCCACCUCAAGAGUAUCACCAUAAGGGGAUUCAAGGGAGACUCUGAUGAGAUGGAAGCAGCGAAGUAUUUGUUAGAGAAGGGUAAAGUUCUGAAUAAGGUGACUAUUUAUGCUGGUGAUUUGCUAUGUAGUAGAGAGGAGUUAGACGAGGAACUUGAGUUGAUUCGAAGGGGUUCGAGGACUUGUCGAGUUGAAUUUUUCUGAGAUGCAAUUUCUAGCUUUUGCAACAAUUGUAUUGUUGAAAAGUCCAAUUCUGGGUUUUAGAAGGAUUCUGUUGUCUUUUAUUUCUUUUGGACGACUAAAAGGAUUAUGUUAUCAACAAAGUUGUAAUAUUUAGCAACCCUUUUUUUUUUGGUUGAUAUUAAGAUGAGCCUAUUCGCA